This is a messenger RNA of Botrytis cinerea B05.10, 3865 nucleotides long. It is a transcript of the gene Bctop1, whose product is annotated as Bctop1. The record is from RefSeq and is a predicted model, not a curated record. Gene Ontology annotation, cellular component: chromosome; nucleolus. Gene Ontology annotation, biological process: DNA topological change; chromosome segregation; DNA replication. Lineage: Eukaryota; Fungi; Ascomycota; Leotiomycetes; Helotiales; Sclerotiniaceae. The transcript has 5 exons. Gene Ontology annotation, molecular function: DNA topoisomerase type I (single strand cut, ATP-independent) activity; DNA binding. The coding region runs from base 567 to 3305 and encodes 912 amino acids.
GAGAAGUUGGGACGGUGGCGGCCAAUAAGCGCUCUGGACUCUCCUGCAGAGUGAAUUUACCUCGUCCGUCUACCCUUUUUCACUGCUUACCUACCUGAGCCUACCUGGCAUCUAUACCUGCCUCGUCUAGUCCCUACAAUUCAUACUAGAACGGUGCCUCGAGGCGAUCGAAAGAAACACCGUAAACACGUGAUCGUUCACUUACAUGCACUUUCCUUCCCCAAGUCCUUCCAAAAGAAUCUCAAAAAUUCCGAACGCCUUAUUUUAUUACCAGGUACUUUAUAUUUCACUUACUUUCAUGAUCGCAAAGCGCCUCAUUCUUCAACCUAUCUUUCGGGUCAUAGAUCUUCCAUUUGUCAAAACAAUACAUAUAGCCGAUCGUACAUCAAUACGCGCUCAGAGGUACUUUUCUUUGGCUGAAUCUUAAAUACGAUACACUUUCAAUCGCGGUUUUGGAUCGCCAAUACGCUUAAAAGCGCAGCUUAUUGACGAUAUUCAGCUCUUACUCUCGAAUCGCAACUUCCUCAACCUCACAUCUUUUUCGACUAUACUCUUUUCCUUUCAAAAUGUCUUCUUCUGAUGAUGAUAUGCCUUUGGCAAGAACAAACGGAACCAAUGGCAAUGUUUCGCAAGGCCGUAUACCGAAAAGUGUCGAUAGAGCCAUGGACAAGGCUAGUGCAAAUGCGAAGGCUGCCCCCGUUGGAAUCUCGAUUCGCAAUGGACCUGUUUUGGACGAUCCUAUGGAUGUAGAUGGGCCUGCUACAAAUGGCGCUUCGAAGCGGAAAUCACGAUCAAGCAUUGGUAACGGAAAAGCUGUAAACUACAAGGUGGAUGGUAGCGGCAGUGAAAGUGAAGAAGUGCCAUUGGCCAAACGACAAAGAACAUCCAAUAAGAAGAAAGUCGCGGAUUCCGAUUCAGAUGAUGAUAUGCCUUUGGCUGGCAGGCGCAAUUCUAAACUACCCCCCAAAGUUUCCGCCGGUGCCAUUGGAGAGUCAUCUUCAGAUGAUGAGCCGCUUACCGUCAAACUUUCCAAGGAGAAAGCUUCCAUCGAAAAGCAUGCCGAGAAGGAAGCAAAGGCCUUGCGAGCAAAGAAGGCAGCACCCAAAAAGGCCAUCAAGAAAGAAGAAUCCGAUAGUGACGAAGAUGUUGCACCCAAAAGGCGGAAGCCCAAUGGUGCUGUUCCUGCGAAACCAACCACGAAAAAAGCCAAUGGCGUAAAGAAAGAGGAAUCUGAUUCCGAUGCGCCUCUUGCAAAGAAGGCUGCUCCAAAGAAAGUAAACGGCAAAGUAAAGGCGGAACCAGAUACAAAGGUCAAGGCCAAGAAGGAUGAAAGCGAAGAAGCAGAUGAGGUUUAUCGUUGGUGGGACGCACCCAAGAAGGAGGAUGACAGUAUCAAAUGGGAGACGUUGCAACACAAUGGAGUUGUCUUUCCUCCAGAAUACGAGCCACUCCCAAAGAACGUCAAAUUGAGGUAUGAUGGGAUUCCACUCACUUUGUCUCUAGAAUCGGAAGAAAUCGCAGGCUUUUUUGGUGCUAUGUUGAAUUCGACCCACAACGUCGAAAAUCCAACUUUCCAGAAGAACUUUUUCAAGGAUUUCACCGAUUCUGUUAAAAAGACUGGAGGGGCCAAGGAUAAGGAGGGAAACAAAGUUGCUAUCAAGGAUUUUAGUAAGCUUGAUUUCAAGCCAAUUUUCGAGUAUUAUGAUGGCAAGAGUACCGAAAGAAAGGCUCGAUCUGCAGCUGAGAAGAAGGCCGAGAAAGCGCUCAAAGAUGAGGCCGAAGCACCAUAUAAGACUUGCAUUUGGGAUGGACGCAAGGAAGAUGUGGGAAAUUUCCGUGUCGAACCUCCUGGACUAUUUCGUGGCCGUGGUGAGCAUCCAAAGACUGGUAAAGUCAAGCUCAGAGUUACUCCCGAGCAAAUCACUAUCAACAUCGGCAAAGACGCCACUGUUCCUUCUCCUCCUGAGGGUCAUAAGUGGAAAGCUAUUCAACAUGACAACAAGGCUACCUGGCUUGCUAUGUGGCAGGAAAACAUCAACGGUGCGUACAAGUAUGUUAUGCUUGCAGCGAAGAGUAGUAUCAAGGGCCAAAGCGAUUUUAAGAAGUUUGAAAAAGCUCGUGAAUUGAAGGAGCACAUUGAUCGAAUCCGAAAAGAUUACACGCAAGAUCUUAAGGCUGAACUCAUGGCCGAUCGACAACGAGCCACUGCAGUUUAUCUCAUUGACAAGUUUGCCUUGCGUGCUGGUAAUGAAAAGGACGCGGAGAAUGAAGCCGAAACUGUUGGAUGUUGUUCUUUGAAAUAUGAGCACGUCACUUUGAAGCCCCCAAAUACCGUCAUUUUUGACUUUUUGGGAAAGGAUAGUAUUCGUUUUUACGAUGAGGUAACAGUUGACCCUCAAGUCUUCAAAAAUUUGAAGAUUUUCAAGAAGGCUCCAAAGAAGAAUGGCGAUGACAUUUUUGAUCGUCUCAACACUACGCAAUUGAACAAACACUUGACAAAUUAUAUGCCAGGUCUGAGUGCUAAGGUCUUCCGUACUUACAACGCCUCUUGGACCAUGUCGGAUCUUCUCAAGAAACUCAAGAAUAGUGACAUUUCUAUGCAAGAGAAGAUCAAGCUAUAUAAUGAUUGCAAUCGCAAAGUCGCCAUUCUCUGCAAUCACAAACGGACAGUCGGUGCUAGUCAUGAAGCUGCAAUCGAGAAGAUGGAUGAUGCAGUAAAGGGUCUCAAAUAUCAGAAAUGGCGCCUAAAGCAAAUGAUUCUCGACAUUGAUCCAAAACAGAAGAAGAAGAAGGGUGCCGAUUGGUUCGCUCUGGAUGAAGAGCUUGACGAAUCUUGGAUUCAAGAGCACCAAGCCUUCCUCGUUGCUCAAGAGCGUAUCAAGAUUGAAAAGAAGUUUGCAAAAGAGAACGAGAAACUCGUAUCCGAGGGUCAAAAAGAAAUGAAGACCAAAGAACUCAACGAACGUCUCCACGCCGCUACAGAUUUAGAGAAGAAGUUUAAAAAAGAGAACAAGACGAAGAAGGUCGAGGCUGAAGGUAAAGGACCUAGCGUCGAUAAGUUCGAGGCCAACAUCACGAAGAUAGACGAAAGAAUCGCCAACAUGCUUCUCAAGCGUGAAGACCGAGAGGGUAACAAGGAGGUUGCGCUCGGUACCAGUAAAAUUAAUUACAUCGACCCACGUCUCACUGUUGUCUUCUCCCAGAAGUUUGAUGUACCGAUCGAGAAGUUCUUCUCCAAGACUCUCCGUGAAAAGUUCGCCUGGGCCAUUGACUCUAUUAAGGAUGAGGACGACUGGGAAUUUUAAACUCUGGACGUUGUACAAACUUUUAAUGCAAUUUCUUCAAAACGAUUUCGAAUUUCGAACCUUCUUAUUGCUUGUGUUUCAAUAGAACAGUUAUUCAUUAUUGCAUUUAUAUAUCGUGGCAUUGCAUGGUUGAAAUUUCUUGCAUACCUAUGGGCUGGUUUCAGGGAAGUGGGAAACCCUAGGGAAUGAGAAAAAUAGGAUCUCCCAGAAUCGGCCACAGAAGAUUUGCCUCCUCUCGCACUUGAAUUGCUGCUGCUUAUCCAGCGUUCAUUGGGCUCCACGCCAACCCCUUUCUGCCAUUGCAUAUCAAUAGCGACAACGCAUGCAGUUAAAAAUAUUUAGGCUCACUGCCAUCAGCAAUUGUACAUAGUUUCACAUACCUAGCAAUAACGUAGAGCGGGCCUAGCAAAAUAAAUCUUUGUUAAAUUUACUCUGACAUUCUGGCAUUGCUGAUGGUCAAUGUGACUUGGGUGAAUUGCUCUCGCUAAUAUUAAUACUUCAAUUAGGAGACACCUAGAUAGAGCUCUAAACGACCUGCAACUCAAUUGCUCAUGUGUCCA